Lactuca sativa (garden lettuce) is the source of this 2517-nucleotide messenger RNA. Its product is annotated as cellulose synthase-like protein G3. The record is from RefSeq and is a predicted model, not a curated record. Gene Ontology annotation, biological process: cellulose biosynthetic process. Lineage: Eukaryota; Viridiplantae; Streptophyta; Magnoliopsida; Asterales; Asteraceae. Gene Ontology annotation, molecular function: cellulose synthase (UDP-forming) activity. Gene Ontology annotation, cellular component: membrane.
UAAUGUAAACAACCGGCUAAGGAAGAAAGAAAUAGCUAGGCAUAGAGUUUAAUUUAGACAACCAUAACCACCUACCAUGGCCGCCCUUCUCCUCCAUUCCUCUGAACGACUUUCUAAAACAUGGCUUAACCGUAUUUUUGCAAUCAUCUAUGCCACCGUCGUUUCUUUUCUCCUCCUCCGCCACUGCCGUAAUUUAAUCUACUAUCCAAUCCCCAUCGCUCUGUUUCUAGCCGACUUUGUGUUAGCUUUUAUGUGGUUCACCUCCCAAUGCUUUCACUGGAAUCCAAUCCAUCGCCGUGUUUUCCCAGAAAACCUGCAACAGUUCGUGGAGGAGAGAGAGUAUCCGGCGUUAGAUGUGUUGAUUUGCACGGCUGAUCCCACCAAAGAGCCACCAGUUGGAGUGGUGAACACGGCCUUAUCUGUAUUGGCAUAUGACUACCCGACGGAUAAGCUUUCCGUUUACAUAUCAGAUGAUGGGGGGUCUGAAGUGACACUGUAUGCGUUCAUGGAGGGUGCUAAGUUUGCUAAGCAUUGGAUUCCAUACUGCAAGAAGCAUAGUAUUGUUGAUCGGUCGCCUGAAGUGUAUUUUGAAAAUGAUCCUGCUUGGUUCCCUGAGACAGAUGAAAUCAAGGCGAUGUAUGAAAGAAUGAAAUCAAGGGUGGAGAAGGUGGUGCAAAGUGGUGGCGUAUGUUUAGAUGAGGUGAAGGAAUCAGAAAUUCGUGAUGCUUUCAGUAAAUGGACGCCUAAUUUCUCGCGUCGACAUCAUCCCACAAUUAUUAAGAUUAUAUUAGACAACACUAUAGACAAAGAUGUCGCAGGUGGCGUAAUGCCAAAUCUUGUCUACGUUUCUAGAGAAAAAAGCAACAACAAGCCCCAUAAUUUUAAGGCUGGAGCACUCAACGUCCUGCUUCGAGUGUCAGGCUUGCUGACCAAUGGACAGAUUGUCCUUGUUCUAGAUUGCGACAUGUUCUCAAAUGACCCUGAAACGCCACUUCGCGCAUUAUGUUAUUUUAUGGAUCCAAAUGCUGAUUCAAAGCUUGGAUUUGUUCAAUUUCCGCAAAGAUUCAGUGGCAUUAAUACGAAUGACAUAUAUGCUUCGGAGUUCAAGGCCGAGACACAAAUUUUAAGUCUUGGAAUGGAUGGCUUGUUAGGCGCUCAGUUUAUGGGUACAGGAGGCUUUUUCAAACGACAUGUUAUUAGCAACGACUCAUGCUUUGGAUUCAUUAAAGAUACAAUCAUGCAAAAAAAUAUCUCAAUUCCAAUAUGCACUAAGGAUGUUUUGGUUUUAGCACACCAAGCAGCAAGCUGCGACUAUGAGGAUGAUACAAAAUGGGGAUCCGAGAUUGGAUUUCGAUAUGGCACCUUAACCGAGGACACCUACACGAGCUUUCGACUUCAUUGUGAAGGAUGGAAGUCGAUUCUUUGCAAUCCAAAAAGAGCUGCGUUUCUUGGAGGCUCGCCCUCAAACUUGAAUGAUGCCCUAACCCAAACCAAACGAUGGUACAUGGGAUUCCUCGAAAUAUUUUUUAACAAAUAUUGCCCAAUAACGUAUGGUAUUCGAUCAAUGAAUCCUCUGCAUGCUUUAUGUUACACACACUACACACUUCGUUCUUUUUGGUCGAUUCCAAUCAUUGUCUACGCGUUCUUGCCUCAAAUUUCGCUCCUCAACUCCUUCCCAAUGUUUGCAAGGGUUUCGGAAGGUGGGUUUUCCUUGCAUGCGUUUCUAUUUCUUGGAGCUUAUGGAAAAGAUUUUUAUGAUUUUGUGGUCUUUGGAGGAGGAUCGAAGCAAAGGUGGUGGAACUGCCAAAGAAUGUGGUUGAUGUGGGGGCUAUCGAGUUAUCCAUUUGCAUUGCUCGAGUGGUCACUAAAAUCCUUCGGUUUUUCAACAUCUGGGUUCAAUGUUACCAGCAAAGUGAUUGAGGAAGAACAAAAGAAACUAUAUGAACAAGGGGUGUUUGAUUUUGGAGUUGAAUCAAUCUUGUUUUUUCCAUUUAGUGUCGCAUCAUUGAUCAACUUGUUUUCGUUUGUAAAAGGCUUUAUGGAGGUUUUCAUUAAUGGGAGGUUGCAAGAGUUUUUUGUGCAGAUGUUCAUAUCUGGAGUUGUGGUGGUGAAUAGCUGGCCGAUAUAUGAAGGCAUGGUUUUAAGGAGAGAUCGAGGAAGGAUGCCAUUGAAGUUAACUUUAGCAUCAUUGUCAACGGCAUUUGCGAUUUUCUUGGCAUCCUCUUUGAUUUUUUAACGUUCGAGAGUAUAAUUUGAAGAGCCAAAGAUGAACCUGCAUGUGAAGGCCUAAUUGAUCACACCUAUAGAUUGUGCAUUUUCACUGUAUCUAAAACAAGUUUCUUCUAAUUGAUGAUAUUCUGUCACUGGAAUCAUUACAACACGAUAGGGUAUCGUGCAUGGAUUUUAGCCACAAACAAAAUCCGAUGUAAUUAGCGACGCAUCUCCCAUAGAAUGUAAUAGCAGAGUUUUAAGACAUUUCUAACAGAAUAACAAACGGAUUAGCAACGUAUUUAUGCA